This is a messenger RNA of Trachemys scripta elegans, 4778 nucleotides long. RefSeq names its product tetratricopeptide repeat domain 21A (gene TTC21A). The annotation marks the transcript as partial. Gene Ontology annotation, cellular component: intraciliary transport particle A. NCBI's taxonomy places the organism in Eukaryota, Metazoa, Chordata, Testudines, Emydidae. The transcript is spliced from 23 exons. The record is from RefSeq and is a predicted model, not a curated record. Gene Ontology annotation, biological process: intraciliary retrograde transport; protein localization to cilium. Gene Ontology annotation, molecular function: protein binding.
CUCCAGGCUUAUAUUAUAUAUUAUGCGCAAGAAAAAUAUUUCAACCAUGUAAGGCAAUUUGCAAAUUUAGAACUGGACAAAUACAUCAAUGAUCCAGUGUUUCAGUUUUUCAAGGCAUAUGGAACCUUACAUUUAGGCCAAAUACAAGAUGCUAUCUUACAGCUAGAGAAUGCCAGGAAAUGCCACUCUGAUGUUUCAUUAUGCUGCCUUUUAGCACUCAUUUAUGCACACAAAAUAUGUGAAAAUGUUGUAUAUGGAUUUUUUUUUUUUUUACCUUUACAGGGUCUUAUGCUUAAAGGAUGGGUGUACUGUACAUCUGACAAACAGCAUGCUAUUAAGAAAUCUAUCAAAUACUUAGACGAAGGGAUCCAAGACACCACCGAUAUAUUUGGGAUGAUGGGAAAGGCAAGAUAUUUCAUGAUGCAACAGAACUAUUCAGGUGCUCUGGAAGUAGUUAACCAAAUAAUAGUCAAUUUUUCUGGUUUCAUACCUGCAUUUAUCCUCAAGAUGAGGCUAUUUUUAGCUCAGCAAGACUGGGAGCAAACUUUAGAAACUGCACUAAGAAUCCUGAGCAAAGAUGAGACCAAUAUAGAUGGACUUCAAGCUAGUAUUGUAAAUGAGCUUUCAAGAACUGGAAACUUGAAUGCAGCAUCAUUUCAACUUAGAGAUUUUAUUCAUUCUUUGGAGACUAAAGAACCUCAUAAUGCAGACUUACAUCUUCGAAAAAUCCUUGUGGUCAGUAGAUUGUGUGGGAAGAAUCAACAAAUCUUGCAGCUAAUAUAUGGAUUUAUUGAACGCUCUUAUACAAAAUUAAAGUCUUCAGAUGCAUGUUUUGCUAAUGAGCUGGGAUAUCAACUAAUUCUUCAGGGGAAGUGGAAAGAUGCUUCUGUGUGGUAUAGAAGAGCAAUGGAGCUGGAUGAAAGUAGUGUAGAUGCUCUAACAGGUAUUAUUUGGUGCCAGGUGCUGGAAGGGAAGCUGGAUGAAGCAGAGCAUCAGCUGGAAUUCUUAAAGGAAGUUCAGCAGUCCAUUGGAAAAUCUGCGGUUCUAGUUUAUCUUCAGGCAGUUAUUGCUUCAAAGAAAAACAAGAAUGAACCAGUUGCAACUGCCCUUUUGAAUGAAGCUGCAGAACUUCAUUUUUCUGCUUUGCACGGCCUUCCUCUGAGCAUGGAAUACUAUGAAAAACUAAACCCCAUGUUCCUGAUUGAAAUCGUGAAGGAAUAUUUAGUCUUCUGUCCCAAACAGCCUAGGUCACCUGGUCAAAUUGUAUCUCCUUUUCUUAAACAAGCAGCUAUAAUUUUGAAUCCAGUGGUUAAAGCUGCUCCUGGUAUGCUGGAGCCUCUUUAUCUAAUGGCACAAGUCAAAUAUUUAUCAGGUGAGUUGGAAAAUGCACAGGGUACUCUGCAACGUUGUCUAGAUUUGGACCCUACAUCAGCAGAUGUCCAUCUUCUCAUGGCCCAGAUCUAUCUGUCUCAAGGAAAUUUCAGAGAGUGUUCUCAUUCAUUGGAGUUGGGGGUCAGUCAUAAUUUUCAGGUAAGAGCUAGUACUGACUACAAAAAAAUCUUUUUAUUGGAAGUAUUUGUUCACAAUAUACAAUACGCUCAUGAAGCAACUAAAAUUAUGCAGGAUGCCAUUAAUGAAUUUAGUGGAACUCCAGAGGAAAUCCGCAUCACUGUUGCUAAUGUAGAUUUGGCUCUCAGUAAAGGGGAAGUGGAAAUAGCACUAAGCAUGCUGAGAAAUAUCACCCCAAGCCAGCCAUAUUAUACUGAGGUUAAAGAAAAGAUGGCUCAGAUAUACCUUCAGAUACGGAAGGAUAAGAGACUAUACAUUGGAUGUUAUUGCGAACUGUGUGAACAAUUGCCAAGUCCUCAUACUAGCCUUCUUUUGGGAGAUGCCUACAUGAAUAUUCAAGAGCCAGAGAAAGCUGUGGAAGUAUACGAAGCAGCUCAAAGAAAGAAUCCUUUAGAUGCAACACUGGCCAGAAAAAUUGGACAAGCAUAUGUGAAAACUCAUCAAUAUAGCAAGGCUAUUAAUUAUUAUGAAGCAGCUCUAAAGAUGAGUGAGCAGGACUUCUUGUGCCAUGAUCUUGCUGAACUCCUCCUCAAACUCAAGAAGUUUAACAAGGCAGAAAGCGUUCUGAAUCAAGCUAUGGAGCAUGACUCUGUUAAUGACUUGCCUUCCAUGAUGAAGGAUGUCAAGAGCCUGCUUUUACUAGCAGAGGUUUACAAAAACAAUAAAAAAGAAGAAGUGAUGGGAACUUUGAACAAGGCCUGUGACAUACAGUUGAGAAUACUGAAGCGUAUCCCUCUGGAACAACCUGAAUUGAUCCCUUCUCAGAAGCAGUUGACAUCAUUGAUCUGUGUACAGUUUGCAGAGCAAUACCUAAUUGAGAAAGAGUAUUUACAAGCUGUUAAAUGGUAUAAAGAUGCACUAUGUUAUACUCAGACAGAUAGUAAAGUAAGUAUUGUCUUAAAUCCAAGUCAGUAUCUGUUCAACAAUACUUUAAGUGCACAUACGCCUGCAACUGCAUAUUACAUAUUCUCUCCAAACAGGCACAUGGGAAAGCCCAAUCAGGCACUGAAGUAUUUCAACAAAGCUCGAAAGGAUAGUGACUGGGGCCAGAGAGCCAUCAACAAUAUGAUUCAGAUCUGCCUAAAUCCUGAUCAUGAGAUAAUAGGAGGAGAAGUGUUUGAAAGCCUCAAUGAAGAGGACAGUAACUUAAAAGAGAAGAGAGACUCUGAGCAACAUGGGAUACACACAGCUGAGAAACUACUUAAAGAGUUUUAUCCUCACUCACAAGAGGGACAAAAUCAGAUGAAGAUGUUAAAGAACUGCUGUCUGAUGGCCACAAAAGACAAAAUUAAUGUGGAGAAAGCCCUCAGUGUAUUUGUAGAAAUGGCCCAAAAUGAGAGGGAAAGCGUUCCAGCUAUUUUGGCAAUGGCCCAAGCCUAUAUGAUUCUGAAACAGACUCCCAAGGCCAGAACCCAGCUAAAGCGGUUAGCCAAAGCUAACUGGACUUUAUCUGAUGCUGAAGAAUUAGAAAAAAGUUGGAUGUUAUUGUCUGACAUAUACUGCAAAAGCGGAAAGUACGAUCUUGCAACUGAACAACUGAAACGCUGCUUACAAUACAAUAAGUCUUGUUCAAAAGCUUAUGAAUAUAUGGGUUUUAUCAUGGAGAAAGAACAGGCCUAUAAGGAUGCUGCAACUAAUUAUGAAUUAGCUUGGAAAUACAGUAAUCAAGCAAACCCUGCUGUCGGUUUCAAACUUGCUUUCAAUUACCUGAAAGAUAAGAAAUAUGUGGAGGCAAUAGAAGUUUGUCAUGAUGUUUUGAAGAUAUGCCCAAGUUACCCAAAAAUUAGAGACGAGAUUUUGGAAAAGGCUCAAGCAGCUCUCAAACCUUAAAAAAUAAAAGUCUGGAUAAUAUGAAAUGCUUUGAUAUCAGAAAUAUGUCAAUGAGCACUAGAAAUAAAAACAUAUUUAAAGUAAAGAUUAUUAGGCAUUUUAGAUAUUCUAAUUAGUACAAAACUCAGCCUUGCCUCUUUGCAGAGAGUAUGCUACUGAAAACGUGGAAAUAAACAACUAUUAAGACUCAGGCCUGGCCAUUAAACUGUGUAUAUGGACUGACAAAGGGGAAUUGUAAAUUCAGCAGAAGAGUGUAUCCUCUUGAUCUUAUCUACAUUAUUUACAGGAUUCAGUUUAAAAGAAAACAGAGUGGGCCUGAUUCUCAUUUUUAAUAAGGCCCCUUUCUAUCAUUCUGUUAGAGUGAAGGAGUCUUAAAGUGAGAGUUAAACUAUGUUUACAUGCACUUUAAGUCCCCUUUACACUACCAGAGUGGUGUAAGGAGGAUUUACUGUAAAUGGGACUCAGGCUCAAUAUAUUUAAUUUACAAUAUAUCAAAGUACUGUAAAAAUAUUUUAAGUACAGGGUUUAGGAAAGUUUGGAAGGUUCCCUUUAUGGCAUGCCUGUGGGACUCACUUGCCUAGUGAAUGUAAUAUUUAAAGUUCUUUUCAAAGAAGUGUGUAUUUCUGUAUGUAUUAACUCUAUAGUGUUUAACCAAUGACCGGUUAUUCAGAUCAGACACCACUUUAGUGUCUUAUCAACAAAUAUGGUUUAGACAUUUAUAUUUAAUAAGACUAAGUCAUCCUUUUGAAAAAAAAUCUAUUCAUCUAUGCUUUAAAAAAAUAAAUGAACUAGUACUGUCCCGAGGCAUUAUAUGGUUUUUAUUUUGAACUUUAUUUUUAAAGCUUCUUCAUUCAUUUAUUUGAUUUUACUUUCUUUUAGUCACUUGCUGAGAAUUCAUUUAGAAAUAUAUAUAUAGAUAUAGAUAGAUAUAUAGAUAUAACAGAAUUUUUCUCCACAACUUAUGUUAAUUCAGGAGGAGCAUUAGCUGACAGAGAGAGAAAUGUCAUUUUUAUUCACAGCUUCUUCAGAUAAUCAAACAAUUCAGAGCAGUUAUAUUGAAAUAAAUAAUUCAUUCUCCAAUAACAAAAGCAGAAGGCAGGGCAAGGAAAAGUAAUUUGUCCCUUUUCCUUUGUUUAUUGAUGAUUGAGACCAAUAUAUAAAGUAAAUGAAAUUGAUUAAAGUUUUGUUUGUCUUCAUUAUUAUGUAUCAACAAACUCUUUUUGCUUAUGUAGUUAUGGGGUUCUGUUAGAGGUGGACAUACUCAUCUUGCCUAAUUUUGAGCCAACUUUAAUAUUGACUUUGAAAGUUCAAAUCAAGCUUGAGUGAUUGUGAGUUUGCAUUCCACUUAGAUGAGACUGUGCGAAGAGGGUGCAGAGAAA